CCUGUGGUACAGGAGAUCUCGAUUCUCCACGCCCCCCAAAAGAGCGGUUACAGCCGGCGAGAAUGGCCCUCGAAUACUUCCUUGGACGUCUUACAUGCCGCGCAGAUACGUGUACGUAUGUACACGGACGCGCAUUACGGCGCUGAAAAGCGACAACAGGUAGCCUCGUGGAUUCUUCGCGCAGCUCUAGAAGAUGGCCUUACGACACUUCACCAUACCAAGUCGAGUACAAGACGACACCGGGAGGUGCGAUGGUUUUGCAGGACUAGCAACUUGAAAGCGAUAGUACACAUACACGGUCCUCCGUCCAUCAUGCCGAAGACACCGACGUUGCGCCCUACGCCGUCCCCUCGGUUUCACCCCUACUCGCGACAAUUGCAGCGUGCUUGGAGACGCGAAGUGCGAUUCCGCGAGACUGUAUCAGGGUACCCAUCGUGGCUACUCGAUAUGAUUUUGCAUAUUCUCAACGGUCACUACAACUAGCGCGAUAUGUAGAAGCAUUGCUCCCUCCGCUUCGACAACCUUUCGGUGCUUGGUACACAUACAACCAGUGUUUCGAGUUUGUCUGCAUUUCUGUGUCAAUCUUUGCUUUCGUGCUGCUAU
Fomitopsis serialis is the source of this 603-nucleotide messenger RNA. RefSeq lists its product as uncharacterized. The coding region runs from base 118 to 483 and encodes 121 amino acids. The record is from RefSeq and is a predicted model, not a curated record. The transcript is spliced from 4 exons. Lineage: Eukaryota; Fungi; Basidiomycota; Agaricomycetes; Polyporales; Fomitopsidaceae.